AAACAGGAAGUCCGGACAGCACGCUUCUUUCUUCUUCCCCCCACGUUCCGGCUGCUGCCGUCAGGAUCACACACACCUCGAUGCCGCGGUCAGCUGUUCGAUGUGCUGCACUGUGGCCGGAACCGAACCCGCAGCAGAGGAAGUGGAUUUCUGAUCGCAGUUCGGCGUGAACCGGAAGUGCGUCUCCUCCGUGCGUGAUGGCCUCAGGCGGGCUGAGCUUCAGGAACAUCACCGCCCUGGCCCCCAUGGUCCGGGUGGGCACUCUGCCCAUGAGGCUGCUGGCUCUGGACUACGGAGCCGAUGUGGUUUACUGUGAGGAGUUGAUCGACAUCAAAAUGGCCAAAUGUCAGAGAGUCGUGAACGAGGUUCUGGACACGGUGGACUUCGUGGCCCCGGACGAGCGCGUGAUGUUCAGGACCUGCGAGCGGGAGAAGGACCGCGUCGUGUUCCAGAUGGGAACCGCAGACCCGGACCGAGCGCUGAUCGUGGCCAAGCUUGUGGAGCAGGAUGUGGCUGCUGUCGAUGUGAACAUGGGCUGUCCCAAAGAAUACUCCACUAAGGGCGGGAUGGGAGCUGCUCUUCUAUCGGAUCCUGACAAGAUCGUGGCGAUCCUCCAGAAGCUGGUCUCAGGAGUCUCCAUCCCCGUCACGUGUAAAAUACGAAUCCUGCCGUCGUUGGAGGAGACGGUCAGUUUGGUCCGGAGGAUUGAGAAGACGGGCGUCGCUGCCGUCGCGGUUCACGGAAGGUUGAAGGAGGAGCGUCCUCGCCACCCGCUACACCUGGACCACAUCCAGGCCGCCGCUCGGGCGGUUUCCAUCCCCGUCAUCGCCAACGGGGGCUCUCUGGAUCUGGUGAAGACGAACAGCGACAUCGAGGCGUUCCGGAGGGCGAGCGGCGCCUCGUCGGUGAUGUUGGCUCGAGCCGCCAUGUGGAACGCAUCGGUGUUCAUGGAGGGGGGGCCACUUCCUCUGGAGGCCGUCAUGGAGGACUACCUCAAACACGCGAUCCGGUACAACAACCACGCCUUCAACACCAAGUACUGCCUGUGCCAGAUGCUGAGGGACAAGGUGGAGUCUCCUCUGGGGAAGCAGCUGCAGGCGGCCCAGACCACCCAGGAGAUCAGUGAGGCCUUCGGCCUGCAGGAGUUCUACCAGCAGAUCCAGGACCAGCUGCAGGUCAAGAGGAACUCCCUGCAGAGCUGCAGCCAGCUGGAGGAGCCGCUGGUGGAGGGAGACGUCACCAUGAUGGCCGUCAGGUUUGAGCGGAGGGAGUAUCCGCCUCACAUCACUCCAAAGAUGUUCCUCCUGGAGUGGAGCCGCAAGGAGAAGCUGGAGCAGCCGCUCUAUGAGAUGGUUCAGCGUUCUGAAGAUCGAUCGUUUCAAUCUACGGUUACAGUGGAGAGCAAGAAGUACAGGUCGACACUGUGGGAGAAGUCUAAGAAGUUUGCCGAGCAGGCGGCCGCCGUGGUGUGCCUGAGGGUCUUGGGGGUCCCGGAGGGUCGCAUCGGGGAGGAGGACUCCGGCCUGGUCUGCAAGAGGAAGCUGAACGGCACCGCCGAGGAAGAGGGGAGCAAGAAGCGCCACGUGUUCGAGACCCAACAGGAAGCGGACAGCGCGGCGAGCGGCGACUCGACGAAGAGUCAGAAACUUUGAGACGAGAACUGGAGGAACCGACGGAGGAACCGAUGGAGGAACCGACGGAGGAACCGACGGAGGAACCGACGGAGGACCGACCGAGGACCGACCGAGGAACCGACCGAGGACCGACCGAGGAACCGACCGAGGAAGUUCUCCUCUUUUGGUUCUCUGAUCAAAAAGCUUCUAGGUUCAUUUUUGACAUUUGUAAUAAUCCUCGAAAUUCAGUUUAGAUUAAUUUGCUCUCAAAAAGAGGGCGGGGCUACAAGGUGAUUGACAGGUUUCUGUGGUGUGAUCAUCCCACCUUACAGAGUGGAGCAAUGACACACACACACACACACACACACACACACACUUUCUUCCGGGGCGGAGGGAGCAACGUCUUUAUUGUUCAUCUUUUUAUUUUAAUAGAACCCAUGUUUGUUUUUGACCUGGUACCUGAAGAGGUUCAGGUGUACGUGGUCAGUAGGGGGAGGAGCUGAAGCUAAGGGGGCGGAGCCGAAGCUUCAUAUUCAGGAUUCAUCGUUUAUUAAUUUUAACCUCGGUGCCUUACGAAGCUUUUUAAAUCCCAAUGUUGGAAACUUAAAACCGUCGUUUUCUUCUUUUCUGCAGAUGUUUCAUGUUCAUUUAUUAUUAAAACACACGAAAGAGACAAA
This is a messenger RNA of Cyclopterus lumpus (lumpfish), 2290 nucleotides long. RefSeq names its product dihydrouridine synthase 2 (gene dus2). The coding region runs from base 198 to 1652 and encodes 484 amino acids. The record is from RefSeq and is a predicted model, not a curated record. Gene Ontology annotation, biological process: tRNA dihydrouridine synthesis. The transcript is spliced from 16 exons. Gene Ontology annotation, molecular function: tRNA binding; tRNA dihydrouridine synthase activity; flavin adenine dinucleotide binding. Gene Ontology annotation, cellular component: cytoplasm. NCBI's taxonomy places the organism in Eukaryota, Metazoa, Chordata, Actinopteri, Perciformes, Cyclopteridae.